Molecule: messenger RNA, 2213 nt
Organism: Salvia splendens (bonfire salvia)
Lineage: Eukaryota; Viridiplantae; Streptophyta; Magnoliopsida; Lamiales; Lamiaceae
Exons: 2
Coding region: 1012-1680 (222 amino acids)
Source: RefSeq, a predicted model, not a curated record
UGUGAAAAUUGAGAGUUUUGAUUUUUGUUCUUGAAUUCCAUCUCAAGUUCUGAUAGCUUUGAAUAUGUGUGGUUAUAAUGAUCUUUGUUUCAUUUCAUCUGUUUUGGGUGUUUAAUGCUGAAUUGGUUCGAUGCUGUGUGAUAUUUGAAUGUUUUAUUUCGCGUUCCGUCUCAAGUUUUGAUUGUUUUGAAUAUAUGGCUUAUAAUGUUCUUUGUUUCACUUUAUCUGUCUUGGUUAUUGUUGAAUUGGUUCGAUCAAACUGAUCACCCAACUCUAAGUUUCAGAAAUUGUUGGCUAAGCAUCCGUGCUGUGAUGUAAGUAAAUUUGAAAAAUGCCUACGCCUAGUGAAAGAUCCAAACGAAGUUAUUCAAAUGGUCAGACAGAUGAUUAAGUCCAAGACUGCACUAAGUCACAAAUUUUAGAAACUGGAGCAAGCAGUUUCUGCAGAAUUGAUCAGCCAAAACAUGCCCUUGGACUGGUCGGUAACUUUUACAAGAGGGGCUUUGAACCAUCGUAUUAUUCUUAUGAUCGUAUAACAAAAGCAGUUCAUAAAGUUGGGUCAGCUUCAGAGGCAGAACACCCCCUGAUGAAUAAGUCCGUAGUUCCUCUGCCAAGGCCUAUUGAUGAAGCACCCGCUGCAACCUUCUUGCCACUUCGUGGAGUAGAUGGCUUUUCAGUUCAUAUCAUUGGUUUUCCUGAGAGUACUACUUUAGUUUCAGCUUGUGAUAUAUUCGGACAAUUUGGUACUGGAAAAGAAAUUGAACUUCAACUUAGAAUCUACAAGGUUAGGUUCUAAAUAUUAUUUAAUUGAUUGAUGGUUUAACAUAUUUUGCUAUAUUAGUCACUUCAUUUACACUCUUGGGCUCAAUUGGUUGCUGCAACGAAAAUUGCUUUGGUUUGGCUUUGUGAAAUUUGGGGAUGCACCGGCCAUGAAAAAGGCCAUUGAGGCUUCUCCGAUAACUAUUGGUGGGAGCGAAACUAUAGUCGAGAUAAAAAGGUCCAGAAGUUAUUAUGGUAAUUCUCAAACUCCAAGAAAAGACUCUAUGUCUUUCUUUCUUUUAUCAGAUGUCUAUUUGUCUUUGUUUCAUUUCUUCUGUCUUGGUUGCUGUUGAUUUAGAAAUGCACAAGGGGAAAUUCAAGCUUAAAGAUAAGCUUGUUGGCGUUAGACAUGUGAGAUCUACAACUGGGAAUUCGAGAGGUGCAAAAAUUGUUGACUGUGACGAAGCUGAUGAGGCAGAGCCCUCGGGUAAGAUACAUAGAAGAUCACCACGCAGUGCAGAAACAAAUGAAGCUUGGGAAACCCUUAAAAAGAGUUCGAAGGAGCUCCGAGCAUCUGUUAAGGAUCCCCUUCCUGAUGCAAUCCACAACGGUCUGAGGCAGGAUAAGCGUCAAGAAGUGGCUGAAAACAACUCUAUCACCAUCCAUAACGGGUAUUUUGGGUCCUCCAUUACUUGUUCCAGCCCUUUCUUAACACUCAUCUUGCCACGCAGUGCAGAAACAAAUGAAGCUUGGGAAGCCCUUAAAAAGAGUUCGAAGGAGCUCCGAGCAUCUGUUAAGGAUCCCCUUCCUGAUGCAAUCCACAACGGUCUGAGGCAGGAUAAACGUCAAGAUGUGGCUGAAAACAGUAAUGCUGAACCCAGGCGGCAACAAUUUUUGCACCUCUCGAAUUCCCGGUUGUAGAUCUCACACGUCUAAUGCCAACAAGCUUAUUUUUAAGCUUGAAUUUCCCCUUGUGCAUUUAUAAAUCAACAGCAACCAAGACAGAAGAAAUGAAACAAAGACAAAUAGACAUCUGAUAAAAGAAAGAAAGACAGAGUCUUUUCUUGGAGUUUGGGAAUUACCAUAAUAACUUCUGGACCUUUUUAUCUCGACUAUAGUUUCGCACCCACCAAUUGUUAUCGGAGAAGCCUCAAUGGCCUUUUUCAUGGCCGGUGCAUCCCCAAAUUUCACAAAGCUAAACCAAAGCGAUUUUCGCUGCAGCAACCAAUUGAGACCAAGAGUGUAAAUGAAGUGACUAAUAUAGCAAAAUCUGUUAAACCAUCAAUCAAUUAAAUAAUAUUUAGAACCUAACCUUGUAGAUUCUAAGUUGAAGUUCAAUUUCUUUUACAGUACCAAAUUGUCUGAAUAUAUCACAAGCUGAAGCUAAAGUAGUACUCUCAGGAAAACUAAUGAUAUGAACCGAAAGUUCAAUUUCGAAGAAAGUGAGAAACGAA